Messenger RNA from Megalopta genalis, 2052 nucleotides. RefSeq lists its product as uncharacterized. Gene Ontology annotation, molecular function: G protein-coupled receptor activity; peptide binding. The record is from RefSeq and is a predicted model, not a curated record. Lineage: Eukaryota; Metazoa; Arthropoda; Insecta; Hymenoptera; Halictidae. Gene Ontology annotation, biological process: G protein-coupled receptor signaling pathway; cellular response to hormone stimulus. Gene Ontology annotation, cellular component: plasma membrane.
GGUGGUGGCCGAAGGGGGUGGUGAAUGUUCUGAUUUGUAAAUAUGGUGAAUUUUCACGGAGACACACCCCCGGAGCGGACGUGACACUGACACGCCGAGGGAUGAAAGGACGGCCGAUUAUUAGCACGGCCGGAUUAGAGUCCCGCAGGAAGGGACCACGAGAUCUAGGGGUGGACAGGGUGAGAAACACCACACCGCCGUUAUCCCCGAGGUGAAUCGUUGGCGAUGAUAGGGGCCAAUUUGAGGUUCGGGAUCGGCGCCUCUGGUAACGUGUCGUCGAACGCAUCGAAGUCUUUCCAGUGUCACCCGGGCGGCGCCACCGAGGCGACAGUUAUAUUCAGCCUCGGCGCCCUCGGCAUGGGGGCGAACUUUCUUCUCAUGGCCCUCAUCCUGGCUAAACGACAGUUACGCAGGUGGUCGCAAGGAUUAUUGUUCCACCAAGCGAUGGUGGAUUGCGCUCGUGCCGCCAUUUUAUUGCCCCUUGGAUCGAGCAUUCUGAACUGUCAGCCGAUGACCAAGUGUUCCCUGGUCGAGACAGCGUUUCUGCUGUUGGUGACAGUCUCCACGGUGAACAUGCUGACAACGGUGCUGAACGACAGCCCGAUUUUUCCGGAAACCGACGAGGAGGCCGAUCUCACAGCGCCGUUGCUCAUGGACUCGCCUCAGUGCGUGCUAUUCGGGACGUUCAUGAUCUGGUUCGCGAGCAUCACGAUAAACCUUGGGCCGACGUUUUUGAGCGGGGCAUUGGCAGCGAACACCGAGACGGGGCACAACGCGCCGAGUUGCCCCCUGGUGCACGGCCCUUUCCGGCAUUACAUACUGAACGCCCUAUGGAUCGCUAUCAACAUCAUCUGCGUCGCCCUCACGCUGAUCCAUCUCAGGAAGCUGCACAAAGAUCUCACCAAGGCGAACGUCGAAGCGGUUAAAGUAGCACUGCUAACGAUUCUCGUGAAUACGACGGGCAAUCAGCAAACAAACGCGGUUCCUGAAAAUUCGGCCGCAUCCGCAAACGGUGGCACGCCCAAGAGAAGCGGAGCGGCGGAAGAGCACCGCAAAAUGAGGAACUACUUGAAGAGGAUGGAGCGCGAGGGUGUGCAGAGGGUGAAGAUGUUUCUGGUGAUAACAGCAGCCUACGGUAUCUUCUGGGGACCACUGUUCUUUGUCACCCUGGUGGAUCAUCCUGUCAUCGGGAAUCCGACCAGCUACGAGGUGACACUACAUAUCGCGUACAUCCACGCCUUCGUGAACCCGGUGCUGUUUCUGAGCCUGCACCGAGGGCUGCGCCAGGGCUUCUCCGAGUUCUUCUGCGGCUGUUGCGACAGCAUCGUCAGUUGGAUCCUAGGUCCGAGCAUCCCCGUGGACACGGUGCAACCACCCCGAUACCAAGAACCCAUCGAAGCCGUGCCCUCGCCCCCGGAGCCGCCCCUGGCGCAGCCGAACAGCUGUCCGGACCUCACCGACGUCGCACUCCUAAAACCGCCCCUACCGCCGACGGGCAAACAUUUACUGGACGACGCCAUGAUCAUACCGCCGGAUCCAUGGACGCUGGUCACAAGGUCGAAAGGUACAUCGACCGCUUACGAGUCGGACAGUAGUAGAAGAUCGAGCAUUUUGUUACCACCGUUGUUAAAUCACUCGAAAGUAAAUGUCAGUCCAACUAGCAGCGAUUCUCCUAGCGAAUAAACACUCCGUUUAGAGAUCGUGUUACCAUCCCCCCAUAACCAGGUUUUCCUUUUUCUGAUCGAACAACGGACGAAAUUCUGAAGAAUUUUAUUAACCAAGAACCGAUUUUUGUUUCAAUAGUUUUCUGUGCUUACAUGAAGAAAUUUUUGUUAGGACAAUGUUGUAGUCAGAUUUUGAAUUUGAGGGUUGAAUUUUAAAUUUGAAACUUGAAUCCCGAAUUUAGAAGUUGAAUUCUGAAUGCAGAAGGCGAAUCUUGAAUUUAACAGUAGAAUUUUUAAUUGAGAAGUUGAAUUUUGAAUUUCAAAAGUUGAGCUUUGAAUUCGGAAGCUAAAUCUUCAAUUUGUCUGAGUUUGAAAUAUAAAUUUUGAA